Molecule: messenger RNA, 1305 nt
Organism: Uloborus diversus
Lineage: Eukaryota; Metazoa; Arthropoda; Arachnida; Araneae; Uloboridae
Product: zinc finger protein 544-like
Exons: 6
Biological process (GO): regulation of transcription by RNA polymerase II
Molecular function (GO): RNA polymerase II cis-regulatory region sequence-specific DNA binding; DNA-binding transcription factor activity
Source: RefSeq, a predicted model, not a curated record
AAACCUUUCAAGUGUAACCUGUGCAAUUACCAGUCCAAUCAAAAGUCAAACCUAAUAACUCACAUGAGAACUCAUUCUGGUGUUAAUAUGAAAUCUUCUGAAUGUAGAACCAUUUCAGACCCAGAGGACAUUGAAAUUUCAGAGCAGCAAAAAGGUUCAAGACAUACAGUCAAAGCAUUGGUUGAAGGCAGUUCCAGUCAAAGCAACUUAAUGCAGCAGUUUAUUCAACUUACUUCAAAGACAUUUGAUUGCCAGAUUUGUGGCAGGAGCUUUCGAAGGAAAGAUUACCUCAGCAAGCAUGAAAGAACACAUACUGGAGAAAAACCAUUCUGGUGUUCUAUGUGUGGAUUUCGGUGCAAUCAAAAAUCAAACUUGUUGGCCCACAAGAAGACCCACACUGGAGAUCGUCCAUACAAGUGCCAGCUGUGCAGCUAUAGUACAACUCGUCUCAAACUUCUACAAAUUCACAUGCUUCGUCACUCGUCAAUUAUUGUCUAUGCAUCAAAGAUUCACAGUUAUCUUCGCACAGAUCCCACCUUUACCGGCCAGUUUGCAGGAAAAUCCUUUGAUUGUUCUACAUGUGGGAAACAGUUUAAGAGGAAAAAGCACCUAGAAGAGCAUCAAUUUAGUCACACAGCAAUGAAGCCAUUUGAAUGCAGUCAUUCAAAAGGUUCUUGUGAUGUAAUGAAUGUAGACCUGGAGAUGCAACUUGGAAGUAAUGAAGGAGAACUGAACACUCAAGAUGAUGGUGGAAUCUAUUUUUGCAAUAUUUGUUGCCGAAGCUUUAAACGUAAAGACAUUCUGAAAAGGCAUGAAAGGAUACACACUGGGGAAAAGCCUUUUGCAUGUGAUAUGUGCGAUUAUAAAUCAAAUCGGAGAUCUAACUUAAUGGUACACUUAAAGACUCAUACUGGGGAAAAACCUUAUAAGUGUGAAAAAUGUUCUUAUACAGCUGCUCAACCAAGAUCAUUGAAAAUGCACAUGAUGCGACACAUGUAUAAUUUUGAUUGACAAUUAACUAUUUUCCUAACUUUCUGAUAACUGAGCAGAAUUAUUGUAAACUUAAAAUCAACUGCAGUAAAAUUAUGUAUUCUUUUUUAAUUGCUACUUUUACUUAAUUGGGUGACUUUAAGAUGAAACAUUGAUGAAACUGUUCAGCUGAGUAAAUUCUGGCCAAAUCCUGUGAAAAAAGUUUAAUUUAUUCCUUAUGUUCCUGGAAAGUUGUAUCAAAAGAAAUCUCCAUUUUUCUACUAUGCUAACUGCAUAAAUAAAGCAUCCAAAGACAAUUUGUCACUUUAGUACAAG